UAUCAUUACAGAUUUUUGUUAGAGACAGAGAAACAAACAUCCACAAAGUAAGAAAAGAAAGAAACAUGAAUCUUAAUGGAACGCCUAAAAAACCUUCUAGUAGUGUGACCAAACAGCACUCUCCUUCUGUCACAACCAGAAUUGUGAAUAAUUUAAAUCCUAUAUGCCAAGCCACCCAACAGUUAACUCUCAAGGGGAAGUUUGUGAUCACAUACAACCAAAGCAAAUCAAUACCUGGAAAAUUGGUUUGUGUUCAGAUUUAUAGUGGGACUGAUGUGGAUCCUGAGACUGGUAAAGGGAAGUUGAGCGAGAAAGCCUAUUUCAAAUCGGGUGAGAGCAUUAAACAUAGCCAUGAUGCACAAACCAUGACAUAUAAAAUUAAGAUACAUGUUGACUUGCAUUUUGGGACUCCAAGAGCUUUUGUGAUUCAAAACCAGCAUAAGAAGAAAUUCUUCCUUCAGUCUGCAUCUAUUGAGACUUCUAACACUCGCAUCAUUCACUUUGAUUGCAAUUCCUGGAUAUAUCCUACCAAGAAGACCAAAUACGAUAGACUCUUCUUCUCUAAUAGAUGCUACCUUCCAAGUCAGACACCAAGUUCACUAGUGGAACUAAGAAAGGAGGAGCUUGAUAGAUUGAAGGGUAACGGAAUGGGAGAAAGAAAGGAAUGGGAAAGAAUCUAUGACUAUGACUACUAUAAUGACCUUGGUGAUCCUGACAAAGGUCCAGACCACCUUAGACCUGUCCUCGGUGGCUCAAGGCUGUAUCCAUAUCCUCGUAGAGGAAGAACAGGUCGAAAACAUAGUACAGCAGGUCCAUCAAGUGAGAUCCGGCCACAACCAAUGAACUUUAACAUAUAUGUUCCAUCAGAUGAGAGAUUUGGCCCCAACAAAAUGAAGGAGUUGAAAUCAAAUUGUGUCCAUGCUAUGGGACAUUUUUUAUCACCAAAGUCAGAAUUAUAUCCACGACAAAAUUCUGCAAAUUUUCAAUCUUUGGAAGAGAUACUUGACAUGUUCUCUAGCAAUAGGAACCAGACAAUAGAGGGAUGGAUGAUAGAAAACUUGAAGAAACUAAUACCUGUUGAGCACUUAAAGGAAAUAACUCAAGCAAUCAAGGAAAACCGCGGGCAAUUACCUAUCCCUCAAAUCAUAUCUGAAAAUGAAUGGGCUUGGAAAGAUGAUAUGGAGUUUGGACGGCAAAUGCUUGCAGGAACUCACCCCACCAGAAUCCAGUGCUUAAUGACAUUCCCACCUCAAAACAAAUUCGGAAUAGAUAGUUCAAUUAAACAAUCAAUCAUAGAACAGAAGCUAGAAGGAUGGACACUUUCACAAGCAAUGGAACAGGGAAGAAUAUUCAUAUUGGACCACCAUGACUAUCUCAUUCCAUAUUUGAACAGAAUAAAUGCAAAUGGGGUAUGUGCUUAUGCAUCCAGGACUCUACUAUUCUUAAGGAGUGAUGGCAUGCUUAAGCCAUUGACAAUAGAACUUAGCUUGCCUGGCCCAUCUCCUCACCUUGAAAUCAAUAGAGUUUUUCUUCCAGCCAAGCAGGGAACACAAGCAGCACUUUGGCAACUUGCUAAAGCUCAUGUUUUAGCUAAUGAUGCUGUUUACCAUCAACUAAUUAGCCAUUGGUUAUACACCCAUGCAGUUGUUGAACCAUUUAUCAUUGCCACCAAAAGAAGGCUAAGUGUUAUGCAUCCUAUACACCGGUUGUUGAAUCCUCAUUUCAAAGACACCAUGCACAUAAAUGCCUUGGCAAGACUCAUCCUUAUAAACUCAGGAGGAAUUCUUGAGCGAAUAUUAUUUCCUGGUGAAAUCUGCAUGCAGAUAUCUAGUGACCUCUAUAAGGAAUGGAGAUUCAAUGAACAAGGACUUCCUGAUGAUCUACUCAAAAGAAAAAAAAUAAGAGAGACGAGGUAA
Cajanus cajan (pigeon pea) is the source of this 1916-nucleotide messenger RNA. NCBI's taxonomy places the organism in Eukaryota, Viridiplantae, Streptophyta, Magnoliopsida, Fabales, Fabaceae. The record is from RefSeq and is a predicted model, not a curated record.